Gaeumannomyces tritici R3-111a-1 is the source of this 2015-nucleotide messenger RNA. RefSeq lists its product as hypothetical. The record is from RefSeq and is a predicted model, not a curated record. Lineage: Eukaryota; Fungi; Ascomycota; Sordariomycetes; Magnaporthales; Magnaporthaceae. The transcript has 3 exons. Bases 513 to 1679 code for a protein of 388 amino acids.
UACAUCCUCUCGUGGACCGGCAGAAUUCCUAGCUCAACAUCGAGCUUUGAGCGGAAACAGGUCAGGCUGGGAGACUUCCUCGUCGUCAGUUCGGAAGCGCAAUUUGACGGGUUUGAAACCCGGCCCAUCCAACUUCCACACUUACAGCAUAGCAUGGCGAGAUCCGUUUCCUCACGCCCCUUGUUCUUGGUAAAUAGGUAUUGACGGCAGACACGGGAGGCAGCGUGUCUUGGCGGGGUGGCUGUUGGCUUGCAGAUUCCUGCCCUGAUUGGGCGCUCGGAGAUGCAUGGCGUCGUGGAGCCCCAUGUGCGGCUGGAAAGAGACUGCACCAUCCCCCAGCCUGGGCUUCGGGCCCUUAAGCACGCCAUGCCCAGAAGGAAAACCUGCCUGCUCCUCCAGUUGCCCUUGCUCUGCAACAGUGUCAGUCGCCAAUUGCGCCCUCGUUGUGGGGGUGACAAGCAAGGACAACGACCCAACAUCUGAUCCGGCCAUCGACGUGCCGCCCAACAAGGAUGAAGUGCGUAUCAAUGGCGGCGUUCUGGGCGGGUGUCGCCCUGCCCGCCGCUGCCAUGCGUGCCGAGGGCGCUCAAGCCGCGUUGCUGGAGGCGGGGAACAUGAACCUGUUCCAGGCCAGGCAGACGGCCAUGCACCCGCACCGUCUCAUCGACAGGGCGCCGGCGCCGACUCCAGCCUCCGAGGUCUUCCCGCCAAGCGAUGCCCUGGAGAAGCGAGGCAGCAACAACAACACUCUUGGGUUCAUGCCUGUGCCGAACUCAUUGGCUAUCACAUGCCCUGCAGAAUGGGGCUCGACCAUAUUCCCGUCGCGUGGGGUGGUCGGGUGCUGUCAGGAUAUCGCGAGCUCAACGCCGUCCUGUAUCGGAUAUACGACCUGCCUCGACUCGUCGCAGAAAACCUCGUACACAACCGAUAAUGGCUUCACUCGAUACUGUGGCUAUUCCCAAUUCCAGUACUGCUAUCUCUGGCGCUUCCCAAACGAACAAUACAGUCUCUGGAACUGCGACUCCACCCCCUCCGGCACCGGCACCCUUUAUCGCACACCCGGCCCGGUCACGGUGCGGGUAACGACGACGACUAGGGCCGGAGGAUCCAGCAUCACGUCGACACUAUCCUCCGACACGGCGGCCAACACAAACAAGCAGCCCGGCGUCGGUCCCCAGGGGCAGCAGCCGCAGCAGUCGCAGGCGCAGGAGCCUUUGAACAUCGGCGCCAUAGUGGGCGGGGCUGUCGGAGGGGUCGCGAUACUCGCCAUCCUCAUCUUUGCCAUCACCUUCCUCUUCUUCCGAAACCGCAAGCCCGACAGCGGCGCCGCCCCCACAACCACCGGCGGCGACGGCCCUGGAGUUGGCUCGCCAGGGCUGGUGGGAUCGCCCACUGGGCAUCAUCCGGAGGCUGGCGUGAACCACCAGUACGCCACGUACGGCGGCUACGCGCCCGUCAUGGCCCAGUCGCCGCAUGUGGCGGGCGACAAUCGCGUAAGCACGUUCAAGCCGCCGGCUGGAUUCAACACCAGCGCGCACGAGACUGGGGCCACCGGAAGCCCCCAGCCUCACUACCAGCACCACCCGCAGCAGUCGCCGCCGCCGCAAUACGCCGGCCAGACAUUUGAGUUGCCGAUCGAGCAAGACCGGCGUCCAUACGGGCUGCACGAGGCUGCUUGAGCUGGAGUGAUUCGUGUCCAUCGGAGAUGCUUCCCAGACAGUAUGGUAAUGGUAGUUUGUAUCUGAUACCGGGAGGGACGUUCACGCGCCCUAAAGGCACGUAACCGUCUCCCACCAGGUAGGGUUCUCGCCCACGGCCGCCACAGCGCCGUGCCAUAACACUUUACCGCCUUCCCUUGUCCGCAUGGGCUUUGGGGUUUUGUACCAGAUAUAUAAUGGAUGGCAGCGCAGCGUAUUCGCCUCUUGAGCUCUCCCGCAUUGGAUAUCGGACUGCUUGCAUGUAACGGCAGCCAGUAGAGGCUGAAGGCCCCCAAAUGAACGUAAUGUUGCCGCGCG